Blumeria graminis f. sp. triticale is the source of this 963-nucleotide messenger RNA. The record is from the annotation of a GenBank genome assembly. NCBI's taxonomy places the organism in Eukaryota, Fungi, Ascomycota, Leotiomycetes, Helotiales, Erysiphaceae.
AUGAAUCGGACUUACUCACACUGGUCGCGAAACCUGUACAAUUCCUGCCCUCAAAAAAUACUAGCUUCACCCUUACAUGCGUGCAUCAACUCAGUCAUCAGAGGACAAUUCCCAAGAUGGUAUAGGACCACGAAAAAUGCGGACACUGUGCGCCUAGCUUUUGAUCUCUACGAGCCCACCAAACCCUCGAUAAUCACGAAUCCUAUUAUAAUCAUGCACGGUCUAUUUGGGUCCAAGAAAAACAAUCGAACUAUCAGCAAGGUUUACUCCAAAGAGCUUGGAAGGCCUAUUUAUUCAAUAGACCUCCGAAAUCAUGGGAAAUCUCCACAUCGCCAAAAAUUCGACUAUCUCACUAUGGCUGCAGAUGUCGUAAGGUUCAUUAAGGAUCACGAUCUAGGACAGCCAACUCUGAUCGGUCAUUCGAUGGGUGCCAAGGUGGCCAUGACAUUGGCGCUUUUGAAGCCUGAGUCUUUUCGAGAUAUUGUUUCUGUUGAUAACGCGCCUAUUCAAUCAUCGCUUCCACAUGAUUUUAAGCGGUACAUUGAAGGCAUGCAACAAGUCGAAUUAAUGAAUGCGACCAAGAAUAGUGAAGCUGAUAGGAUAUUACAGCACUAUGUUGAAUCUUAUCCAGUCCGGCAAUUUCUCCUCGCCAACGCCUAUCGAACAAAAUCCAAUUCGAUGAAAUUUCAAAUACCUCUAGAAACUCUCGCCCACUCUCUUCCCAAUCUUGGUGAUUUUCCUUUCAAACAACCUACCAACUCUCGAUUCAACCGGCCGGCCCUGAUAGUUCGGGGUACAAAGAGUGAAUACGUGCCAGACGAGUGCUUUCCUGUUAUCGAACGACUAUUUCCCCGUUACAGUGCAACAGAUAUAGAGGCUGGGCAUUGGUUAAUAUCGGAGAAUCCUGAGGCAUUUCUCAAGGCCACUAUUGAUUUCUUAAUGCCUAGAGAACAAAGCCGUUGA